Molecule: messenger RNA, 4157 nt
Organism: Brassicogethes aeneus
Lineage: Eukaryota; Metazoa; Arthropoda; Insecta; Coleoptera; Nitidulidae
Source: the annotation of a GenBank genome assembly
CGACAAUCUUUUUAUUUACUCAUUUUCGUCUGCCACCGGAAAAUCCCAUUUUCUGUUCCGCAGAAUGCAACAAGUGACGGAGAGAAGUGAGGUUAGGUGCGACGAGCCGUGGAAACGGGCGAUUUAAGUUAAAAGUGUUUGCGGGAAUCCUUUCGUGUGACCUUUGGCACCUUUCAAAAUGGCAACAGGUGAUUCCUACGAUAAACAGGUGAUUCUCACGAUAAACGGCAACAAUGAGGCGUCGGUCAUCGUCCAAAACACGCAGCAGAACGUGGACUCGGACAUGUCAAUGGCGGCAAGCAACUCGCUGCCCGCCACCAUGAACAACAACAACAACAAUAACAACACCGCAGGCGGUGUUGCCGUCAUCAGCCAACAUUGCGCCAUUUGCGGGGACAGAGCGACCGGAAAACAUUACGGCGCCGCCUCCUGCGACGGUUGCAAGGGAUUUUUUAGGCGGUCCGUGAGGAAAAACCACCUCUACACUUGUAGAUUUAACAGAAGUUGUGUGGUAGAUAAAGACAAAAGAAAUCAGUGUCGAUAUUGUAGGUUAAGGAAAUGUUUUAAAGCUGGAAUGAAAAAAGAAGCUGUGCAAAAUGAAAGGGAUAGAAUAAGUUGUCGAAGGCCUUCAUAUGAAGAAAACAACCAAAAUAAUGGACUUUCUGUAGGUUCUCUACUGAAUGCUGAAAUGCUUUCCAGACAAGUUGGAGCUGCACUAGAGCAAAUGGGAUCAACUCCAGUGAAUGACUACGACCUGUCAAAUAGACAGCUGGCCAACAUAAAUGACGUCUGCGAUUCCAUGAAGCAGCAACUCUUGAUUUUGGUGGAAUGGGCCAAAUAUAUUCCCGCCUUUACAGACCUGCAACUUGAUGACCAGGUGGCCUUGUUGAGGGCGCACGCAGGCGAACACCUGUUGCUCGGAUUGGCCAGGCGCUCCAUGCACCUCAAGGACGUUCUUCUUCUGGGAAACAACUGCAUCAUUACCAAACAGUGCCCAGCUGUGAUGUUACCAGAUCAAAGAACUUUAUCACCAGAUCUGAGCAUCGCGAGGGUUGGAACCAGGAUCAUGGACGAGCUGGUGAAGCCCAUGACCGAAGUCCAGAUAGACGACACAGAGUUUGCGUGCCUCAAAGCUAUAGUCUUCUUCGACCCAAAUGCCAAAGGUUUGAGCGAGCCCGGCAGGAUAAAGGCUCUGAGGUACCAAAUUCAGAUCAACUUGGAGGACUACAUCAGCGACAGGCAGUACGACAGCAGGGGACGGUUCGGGGAACUGUUGCUCACGCUGCCGGCCCUGCAGUCGAUCACGUGGCAGAUGAUCGAGCAAAUCCAGUUCGCCAAACUGUUCGGGGUCGCCCACAUCGACAGCCUCCUCCAAGAGAUGCUCCUCGGAGAACCGAUUCUAGGCACCAGCGUGGAGACGAACCCGGCACUGGUGGUCCCUGCGGGCGCCCAGGCGUCCUACGCCAGCGCCUCGGACUCGGCCGACUCGCCCAUCACGUCGCCCAUGACCGCGCCCAGCAGCCCCACCGAUCACAUGCUGAACGGCAACGUGGCGGCGGGCAGCCCGCCCACCUCCACCGCCACCAGCGUGAUGAUCAUGAGCGAGAUUACUAAUCUCGACGACCCGCCCUACUCCAUGGACUUCAAGCAGGAGCCCCUGCACGAGGAGCACACCUACUAAACAAUCUUGACGAGUGACAGCUGUCACUUUUGACACUAGUGCCAACCCUGUUGCUUCAAAAUCGGGUGUUUGUUCCAUAUCGACAAAGUAAACAAUUUUAUUAUUGUAUUUUCGUAUUUUUAUAUAUCGCAAUCAUAUUGAUUGAAAGUUGUCAAAUUACAAUAUAUUUUAUUGUAAAUUGUAGGGGGAUUUUUAAGGAAAUUUCAAGAUUUGUUUUUCAUUUCAUUAUGUGCAGAACAAAUCUUAAACCUCCCACUUUUCCCCAGUGUUAUGGUUAGUAGACUGGGCCAAAAAAAUCAACUUUUUUUUUUUUGAAAACUAUCGAAAAUAUGGUUUGGGGUGACAAAAAAAAUAUUCUGAAAGUUUGAGUCCAUAAUAUUAAUAUUUAGAGGUUUUUUUUUCCUCAGCAAGUUUUUGUCUCAGAACUCCCAAACAAUUGACUUAAGAAAAUUAAAUGCUCUACAAGAAAGGUUAAAGUGAAAUUUUCCGUCAGAUGAACCGUUUCCUUAAAAUCAUGCCUUAAAAAUUGGUAUAGUUUUACAUUUUGAUCUUUUAAAUUGGAAUUUUGUAAUUCAUGUAAAAAUCAGUACCCAUUAAAAACCGAUAAAUAUUCUUAUGGGAAAUCAAAUGCCUUACAAAAAAGCCUCUCAACAUUUUUGGCUAAAUUCACUCAAUCAAAAGUUAUUCAAGGUUAAAAUUUGGUGUUGACUUCAAAUUUAACCUUGAAUAACUUUUGAUGGAGUGAAUUUAGCCAAAAACGAUAAAAAACUUUUUGUAGAGCAUUUGAUUUCCCAUAAGAAUAUUUAUCGUUUUUUUCCGGGAACUGAUUUUUACAUGAAUUAGAAAAUUCCAAAGUUAAAAGAAUUGUAAAACUACAAAUUUUUAAGGCAUGAUUGUAAGAAAAAGGUUCAUCUGACGGGAAAUUCCAAUCAAACCUUUUUUGUAGAGCAUUCAAUUUUCUUCAAAAAAUAUUUUAAGUCAAAUUGAAAACUCAAUGGUUUGGGAGUUCUGAGACAAAAACUCACUCAGGAAAAAAAAAUCUAAAAUUGCGAUGAUAGACCUCUUAAUAUUAAUAUUAUGGACUCAAACUUUCACCAUAAUUUUUUUUGUCACCCCAAACAAUAUUUUCGAUAUACCUACUUUACAAAAAAAAUAGUCGAUUUUUUUGGCCCAGUCUAAUGGUUAGGGUAAUGUUUUAUUAAUUAAUUAAAAAUAAUUUAGUAAGAUAAACAUCACAUUUUAAAUUAAUUUUUUCAAGAUACUGGAUAAAUGCAGACAAAUUAAAAUGACUGAAUUUUUCUACAAACAAUUUAUAAAAUAUUAAACAUUUUAUCCAGUAGUAGGUACACCAAAAAAAUCAAUGGCCUCUAAAAAUGAACAAACAUUAGUCAAUUUCAUAUAUUCUAAUGGUUAAUUUAAAUGUGCUUAUUAUGGCUGUGAAAUUUUCCCUAUUAACAAGUAAAAUUUAUUAUUAAUUACUAUUAAAUUUUGAUAUUCAGUAAUUAUUAAAAAAAAUUGCUCAAUCUAAUGUUGUAUAUUUUAAAAUGACAAAUGUUUUCUUGUAUGUAAUAUUAUUUAUGUGUGUUUUUAUCUUCUAAAUUUUACACCAAUUGGCCAUAUUCCCAAAAUGUAUUAAAUUAUGAUUUGUCAUAAUUUUGCAAUAUAUUGUUAAUAAAAUUUUCUUUAUUAUGUAUUAAAUAAUUAAAAUUAGUUAUGAUUAAAAUUGUUAUGUACAGUAUGAAAAUUAGUUCUUAGUUAAUUUUGGCAAUUUGUUAUUUACCUUUAAACUAUUUCUUACUCUAAUUUACUAUUUAGGUGAUGUUUCUUAAAAGGCUGGAGGUGGCAAUAUUAUCUUUAUAUAUAGAAUAUACAUUUUUAAUGUUAAUUAAUACAAAGUUGUUUUAUUUAACCCUUUUAUUAAAAAAAAUAAAUUCAACUUAUUUAUUAAAAUUCCCUGAUUCAUCCAAAUCAACCCUUUUCCUUUUCUUGUGGUUAACUACCAUAUUAGCAGCCUCCAUGGUGGACGAUGUUACCCAUAACCAAUCGUUAAGUUUACCUUUAGCCUUGUGGCCAUCUUCAAAAAUCCUUCUCUCCAAAAAAUCCAACUUCUGCUGAACCGUCGGAUCAGAGAUGGAGUUGUCAGCUAAAUCCAUAAUGUGCCGAAAGCGGGUUUUAAAUGUCUACAAGAUAUGAUUAAUAUUUUAAGAUUAAAAACAAAACACCUCUUACAUGCAGCAGGACAUCUUGCACCUCUCCCUUGGCAUCGAAACUCUUGGCGUAAGAGCCCAACUCGUAAAAAUACAAAUUAAAUUUGUGUAAAUCCACCGCUGAAGCGUCAGCUUUGAGUAUCUCUCGAUACGCUUCCCUGUAUAUUUUGGGAAGAUCGGGAUUGACUAUGGGCUGUCUUCCUGCAGCCAUUUCCGUUACCAGCCACAUUGGCAGCUCCAGAUCUGUUCCCGCUUUUAAGUCUACUUCU